Sporothrix brasiliensis 5110 is the source of this 3207-nucleotide messenger RNA. RefSeq lists its product as uncharacterized. Bases 1 to 3207 code for a protein of 1068 amino acids. The record is from RefSeq and is a predicted model, not a curated record. The transcript has a single exon. Lineage: Eukaryota; Fungi; Ascomycota; Sordariomycetes; Ophiostomatales; Ophiostomataceae.
AUGGGCAUGGUCCUUGGCGGGCACCACGUCGUCCUUGGUGAGGCCCUUUGUCACUCGGUCCAAGAGCGCCUCGAGCGUCUUCUGGGCGAGACGCAUGGUCGUGUCCGGCAGGUCGGGCGGCAUGUCCUUGACGACAAAGAGCAGCGCGCGGAUAAAGUCCAUCUGGACAGAGUCGACCCAUGCCUCGCCGAGGUCGACUUCCGUGAGCAGGGUAUGGAUGCCGAGGCAGGCACCGGUCUUGAGGAACCACUCUUCAACGUAACAGCCGUGCGUAAAGGUGGACGAGAGGUGGCCAAAGAACUCGAGGACAUGGACGUGGCGCUCCGAGCCGAAGAUGGUAGCGGCCGUCUCGAACAUAACGCGGAUGGCACGCUGCGCAGCCUCGCGGACUUCGGGCAGCAUGGACGCGAGCGAGUCCAGCAGGGCGUCGGCCAGGAUGUGGGCAUCGAUGACCAGGGGUCCUUCGCCCGUCGUGGCGUCAAACGUUGUGCUGGCCUUCUUGGCGUUAACAAGGGAGCGGCCCACGUCGAGCACGACAAAGUGGCGGCAGAUGUUCAUCAGGAACGCGUCGGCCUCGUCGCGCAGCUCGGGAAUGGACUCGGCGUACAGAAGCGCCUUGAGCAGGCGCGUCAGGACCUCCUCCUGGUCGCGCUUCUUGGCAACGGAGCGGUCGCGGUGGAUCUCCUCAAAGGGGCCCAGGUCGACGUCCAACUUGCGCGCAAGCAGGUCCUGCGCCUGCAGGCGGACAAGACGAGGCAGGUCCUCGGGCACGCUCUUGUCGUAGCCAAUGCGGAUCUUGAUCUGCGCCUCAAUCAUCUGCAGAGCCUGCUUCUUGUAGUACGCAUCAGACUGCUUGGGAAUGGGGCCCUUGACCGGCUUGCUGGGCACCUCCAUGAUUUUCUGAAGGGCGAGCUCGAUGCCCAGGUCGGCAUUGAAGGCGCGGUCCUUCUUGGAGCCCACGAGGCGCACGUCGAAGCUCGGCACGUCGUCAAUGUACUGCUUGAACGUCAGGGGCAGGUGGUCGGUCAUGUGCUUGCGGUUACGGCCGCCGAGCUUGCCGAGGAUGCGCAUGGCGGUGUGUGCGUGGAAGUGGCUGUAGGGAUGCGGGCGCAGCUGGUCGUAGAGGGCGGGCAUGAGCUCGUCGAGGACCGGUGCCAUCAGUGGAUCGAGGUAUUCCGCUGUGAGAUUAUCGACGCAGAGCUCAAGGGUACGCAGUCCCUGACCAAUCAUAUCCGAGCCAGCGCGGAGAGCGGCGACGAGGGGCCGCAUCAAGAAGUUGAGGUGCGGCAGGAGGUUGCUGAGGCGGGCGGGCACCGUCAGACAGAGCUCGACAUACAGGUCGCGCUCGACCGGCUUGCGGGCGGCCAACAGGAGGUUGUUGAGGACGUCCAGCAGCAUCUCGAGGAGUGGCAGAAUCUGCUUGUAGAGGUGCUCAAACUUGCCGCCUCCGAUGCUACGGAAGAGCGAGCGGAGCAGGAAGAAGUAGUUCAUGGGCUCUUGGGCGUGGGUCGACAGCUCGACAGACUUGCUGAUGAUGUCGACGACGUAGGGCAGCAGAAUCUGCUCGUUCUGUGCAGCGAAGAGCGUGACGGCCAUAAAUGCAAGCUUGAACAGGCGCAGCAGGACAGACGCCUUCUUGACGUCGGCCAGGCCGACUUCCUCGAUGUGGUCCAUGAGGAAGCGCAGCAGCAUGCCGCAAAAAGUGGGCGACGUGACGUCGCUGGCCAAAAAGAACUGCGGGAUGUGCAGCAGGGCCGGGUGCUCGAGGGUCAUGGCGAAGAGAUGCGGCACCUCGUGGCCAAAGAUCUCGUUGAACGUGGCCGGGUCGAUGACGUGGAAGACGGUCGCAAACAUCUCGAGCAGGUCCUUCUCCUCCUUGCUGCUGGAGGCCAUGUAAAAGUUGGCCAUGUACUCGACCGUGGACGCGUAGUGGGCGUCGGAGGCGUUCUUGUCCUUGACGCCCUCGUAGUACCGGAAGACGCGGGCGCCCUCACGCAGCAGCUUGACAAUGACCUGGACCUCCUCGGCGUUGAAGCCGCUGGCGACCUCGGACCAGCCGGCGGGCGCGAUGGCCGGGUCGAUGGCAGGUGCUUGGGUGCAGGCGCGGAGCUGGAAGACGGUGUUCCGCAGGCCGUGCAUGAGGGUCUUGAACAAGAACUUGUUGUCCACGACCGGGUCGUGGCCCCGCUCGCGCGCGUUGAUCAGCUUGAUGGGCAUGGCGGCGGUGAAGAUGUCGAUCUCGUCCCAGGCGGGUGCCGUGGCGUCCAUGUCGGCCAGGUACGUCUCGGAGAAGGCCGCCGUGCCGAGGGCGGUGGGCGAUGCAGCGGCCUUGCGCUGCUGGUCGGCCUGCUGGCGGCGCACGUCGGCCGACAGCUUGACGGCGUUGUUGUACUGGCGGUUCAUGGAGGCAAACUUGUCGGCAAUCGCGUUGAGGAUGGUGACGAGGAGGUAGCGGGCCUCGACCUUGUCGUCCAUCUUGGCGAUGCACUCGGCCAUGUUCAGGAGCAGCUUGGCGCUCAUGGUCUGGAAGCUGGUGCCGGGGAAGUCGUCCAACAGGUUGCGCGUGUAGAUAGCGACGGUCUUGCGGAUGAUGGGCGGCUUCAGGUGGUCGCGGACGUGGUGGAUCAGGUCGGCCAGCAUGCUGUACGCCAGCGGACGCAUGGUCUCAUGCACCGUCAGGCCGUCGCCCAUGAGGGUACGCUCGUCGAGGAACUGCUCAAUGACGCUAACAAAGAUCAGGCGGUAGUUGAAGUUGAUGAUGUGGCGGAUGGCCACGAUGAGCUCCUUGCGGGCGGCGGCCUUGUCGCGCGGGCAGUCACGCAGCAGCCGGACAAUGGUGGACGGCAGCGCCGGCAGGAAGUCGGCCAUGAGAUCGGCAUGCUGGCGCAGGGCAUAGGCCAAGAAACUCAUCAUCUUCACCUUGAGCGUAAUGUAGUCGCCAUAGCUCGUCUUGUUGCGGAUGAGCGGGCUCAUGCCGAAGAAGUUGGCACCCCGGGCAUUGGCCUCGGCGUGCGCGCGGUCCUGGGCCUUGGGGUGCGUGCUGAGCACGGCCUUGAUGACAGGGAUAAAAGGCUUGAUGUUGUUGAGCGAGCGGUACAUCUGGAAGAUGCUGACGACGAUGAUCGGGCACUCGGCGAUCACCUUGAACGACUGCAUGCCCUUGAGCAGCGGCCGGUCGACCUCGAGCGAUGCUCCAGCAACGGGUGA